This is a messenger RNA of Gossypium raimondii (Peruvian cotton), 843 nucleotides long. RefSeq lists its product as uncharacterized. Bases 1 to 843 code for a protein of 280 amino acids. Lineage: Eukaryota; Viridiplantae; Streptophyta; Magnoliopsida; Malvales; Malvaceae. The record is from RefSeq and is a predicted model, not a curated record. The transcript has 2 exons.
AUGCCAUUCUUAAACAUAAAGGGCAUCAAUCUAGAAAUACUCGACUUCUCAUUUUUGUACGGCAACGUUGUGGUGAACCAUUCCAUAACUUGUUUCAGUUGUCGCAAAAACAGUAACAAUGGGAUGAGUCUCAACCUAACGGGAACCCCCUUUUACUACUCAGAUUUUGACAACGUAUUCUGGUCUUCAGGUUGUGGUAAUUUGGCCACUAUUUUCGACAGGGAAACAAGUAAUCUUGUAGGCGGGUGUUUGCAGCCAAGUUGUGCAAUUAGUAAAGAGACUUCCUCUGCUACUGGCUGCCCUUUUAAUAUUCCGCAGGGUCUCACUUUUUUCUCUGCAAACAUGAGUGGUCGAGUUGAUUCUAGCAAUUAUAGCCGAAAAAGAUCUUGCGGAUUUGCUUCCUUGAUAAAAUCAGACUUGUAUUUUGAUUUGACCUUGGAAUCAAAUGAUUUUGAUGUAAACAAUUGGACGUAUGUUCCAACAUCACUGCAGUGGAGCACACCGAUGUCUGGAUUGUGCCGUUUGAGACAAGGUAUAAACACUUCUUGUAGCUCCGAUCGUGAAUAUUGCUGGCAAAGUUUGAGCUCUACUCAUCUAUGUGUUUGCAACAAGAAAUUUGGCAUCGGUGAUAUUUCAACGUAUUGCGAAGAAGAGAAUUGUGGGAUCUAUGUUAUGUGUCACAUGCUUUGUUUAAAUACUCCUGGCAAUUAUUGUUCAUCACAGGACUGCCCUCCUGAAUAUAAAUACAAUAGUACGGGACUUAGGUGUGAGCCCGAUGAAAUUUCAAAAGCCCCGCCAAAAAAUAUGCAGAGUUUGACCAUCAUUAUUAUAGGUACGUGUUGA